AGUACACCUGGAACUUCGACCAUCAGUUACUCUUCAAACGUCUACUUGUUGUGUCUUAUUUUCGUGUAUAGUGAAUGGUUUGUGCCGUGUCGCGGUUUUUAAUGUUUUUAUUUUAGAAUUUUAAUUUUUAUAUUUUGUUUUUUAGUGUUUUACAUUUAGUGUAUAGCACUUUUAUAUGUGUAUCUGUUAACCGGGAAAUAAAUUCAAAUAUGAAAAAAGAAAUAAAAAAAAGUUCGUACUACGUUUGGUUUCUCGGAGCUCAGGAAUGUAAAAAUGUGAGAGACGUAGAAAGCAUAAUUCCCGUGAUAUCGACUUUGGCGGAAAGGGAAAAGAAAGUGACACCAUAUAAAUUCACUCUCCAAGUAAGUCACAGGGGAUUAAAGAUCGUACACAAUGUUUCGGCAUUGAUUUCGUUGCCGGGCGGCAAGAGUUCGAAAAGUGACUUGGUCAAGCACCUGAUCCCCGAUCACGCGGUCACCUGCGUCCAUCAGGACGAGGACCUGGUGGCCGUCAUCCUACUCCUCUACAACCCCGUUACCAAGUGGCCCGUCCAUGUGCACGUCUACCGUUGUGACACCGUAGAGACGGCGACUCUGCUUUCCACGCAAUUGCGAAUGCUGGUCGACCGACCGGAGAACAAGAAGAAACUCAAUGACAUCGAAUCGAGACUGCAGACAAAAUCCGAAACGCACUGCAACGUUCGGAACGAUCGAAAAAAAGAGUCUCCGCCACAGCCGCCGUUGUCGCCCGAGAGCGGGGUGCCGAGCCCAGGUCAUGUGACUACCCUGUAUGAUUCGUUGGCGGCCGAGUUGAAAAAAAAAUUGGGUACCGGAGGCAAGACCGGUGGCGUCCCGAUUUUGUUGCCACCCAGAGAUUAUGAUACCGUCCACAGACAUCGUGGAAAUCUAAACGGCAUCGACUUUAGACGGUGCAUGAGUGCUAACAUCGUCGGUGUCAACAGUACCGGCGCUAGACCGCAGCAAGAUUUUCGAAGAUCGGGUACGAAAAUGGGAUCGAGUGGCGGGUCUAGCGGGAUAGGAUCCGAUCACGCACCCAGUCCGGAACAAUAUGAACCGGAAAACGCGUAUGCGGAUAACAACUCGUCGUCAGAUGACGAUUGGAAUGCGAGUCCGUUAGAAGAACCAUUGUUUGCAAAACCUACCAAUGACCACCCGCUACCCAGAAUCAGGAGACAAGACAGUGGUGUGGACAGUAGCAGUAGUCCAGUUACAUCACCGGAAAAAGACUAUUACAAUGGGAGACAAGAGCAGCAACAACAUAACAACGUUACAAAUUUUAAACGCCAAAACUUUGGUAAUAAUAACAACAAUAUUUCACCAAAUCUAAGAGAAAAGUAUUCAGAUCGUAACGUCGCUCUGGUCCAACCAAGACCGAGAAACUGUGAUGCGGCCAAGAACUCUGCGCAGACGCCCUUAACCGUGCCAGAACACAGGAAAAAGCCUGUAGAAAUCAGACAGAGGACACCAUCACCAAAUCGUUCUACAGUCAGAGAAUCUCCACGGGAGAGAUUCAAGGAUGCUAAAGAAAAGUUCCUUAUGUUGGAAAAAGAACGAAUUGACGAGCAACAAUCUGAAUUAAAGAAACGUCUUGAACGACAGCGCAAAGAAAACGCAAUGCCCAUGAUCAGAGCAGCGGUCAGGGAAUCUUGCAAUUGGUCACGAAGUCACCAUUCAGACGACGAUGAAAUGGACAGGAAUCGGUAUGAUGAUGAUGGUGAUUAUAACGACGACCAUUUUGGCCAUCAGGUGGUAAAAAAUUAUAGAAGAACCAAUCGACCGAGAGAACGUCUAGAUACUGAUUACAAUAGUGGUUAUUCGAAGCCAAUUUCUAAUAGACAGUCUAGGAAGUAUCAGCACGAUCACGACGAAUCCAGAUUGGUGCCGAGGAGUUAUUCAGCCGAAGACUUCCCGCAAUCGGACCACCACAACUACCGGCCACCGCCACCGGACGACCGGCACAAACACUCGCCACGCCGGGCCGCGAUACCGGAAGCUCCUCGAGCCGCGCCCAGGCGUAAUCGUUACAACGACGUGUCGCCGCCACCGGCGGAACUGUCGUCGCGUGCGAACGAUUACAAACGGCGGUCGGCCGCGUACGCUUACGAAGACGACGGUGGCUGUUGUCCACCUACGAGUUACGGGGGCAGACCGCGCGGCGGUGAACCGGACAUCCGGGAGGCGGACGACGACUGCGACGAUUGCGACGACUGCGACGACGACGGUCUGCCGCCGACGGCGUCUGUCGGUCGAGAGUACAAGCGGCGAUCGGCGGCGUACGCUUACGAGGAACACCACCCGCACCAUAACCAACACCCGAACAAGCACCAUCGUCAAAACCACCACCACCACCACCACCAACACCAACAACAACAACAACAACAACAACAGCAGCAUCAGCAGCACGACCUCGGCGGCAGCGGUUAUGGCGGCAGCAGACGCGACCCGAUGUCGGACAAGCGGGCGGCACAAGCGGCGGCGGAGGACAGCCCGUCGCCGAUUUCGCCCAGGUACAGGCACAGCUACGCGGAAGCGUAUCACAGGCAUCAGCACCAGCAGGCACAGGCGCCGCAAGAAUCCGUGAUGUACCGUCACAACGGUUCGCUACAGUCGUCCGGUCGGAUUGGAAUCGCGGCGAUACACCCUUACUAAUAAAAUAACAUAACGUUAUGAUUGUCGUAACAGCCAUCGUUUUUGUCGCGAACACGAUAAAUAUGCCGACGCAAUACACACACAUAAUACCGUAACCGAUUGUAUAUAAUAUUAUAAUUAUAUUAACCCGCUGAGCGACUCGACGGUGUUAUUAUUAUUAGUAUUAUUAUUAUACGAAGACGAUCUAACAAUAAUAAUAUUAAUAUAUGUAUUUUUUUUCUUGUUCACUUUGUUUUUCUAUUUUUACGUAUUUUUUUUUUUUGUCAGUGACGUCACGUGCUAUAUAUAUUUUGUAAAUUCCGUAGAUUACCCGUAGAAUUCCGGAAAACAUAUUAGAAACUAAUCCAGAUCAUCUAUUCUUUGUAAGUUUGUAACACAUAAUACACUGUCAAUUUUCAUGUUCUGUCUUUUCGAAGAUCAAAAAUAUACACGUUAACAUAAUUUUUAAAGGACUUACAGUUUUUAGAUUUGUACCUUUUAAUAUAAUAUGUAUAAUGGCAAUAUUAUGCUUAUGAUUAUGUACCUAUAUCUAUAUAAUUUUAUAUUCAAUAGCUAAGUCAGUUUCUGAUCAUUUUGUGAUGUAAAUAUUAAAUACUAAAUCACUACUUAAUAAUUGAUAAGCAUUUAUUGUUUUAUAAGUUGAGUGAAGUAAUUUAAGAAAGUAAAACCUCCAACAGUCGUACAAUAUGAAACUAAGGAAAAAUCGUAUAGAUCAUAUUGUAAAUUGUUUGCUCAGUUAUUAAUAAACGCAUUAUACACAGUCAUUAUUUUAUUAUACACGUACAUUAUUAUAUGUAUAAUAUACAUUGUAUGUAUUAUAAAGACAUUGCAUUAUUAUAUAAUACUAAUUGUUUUUUUAUUUCACUCAAUAAAAUCUAUACAUGUUGUAGCGUUUUUUUA
Molecule: messenger RNA, 3569 nt
Organism: Rhopalosiphum padi (bird cherry-oat aphid)
Lineage: Eukaryota; Metazoa; Arthropoda; Insecta; Hemiptera; Aphididae
Exons: 3
Coding region: 210-2669 (819 amino acids)
Source: RefSeq, a predicted model, not a curated record